GGACACUCUCAAUGGGGAACAGCCAGCUGGCAGGGACGGUCAACAAGGGAAACACAACCACAAUACAUAAUUCAUAGUGGGAGGAACAAGAGGAAGACCACCUCCAUCCAAACAUCAUACUACUUCCCGUCUAUCUAUCCAUCCACCCUUUCCACUAUACAUCAUAUCCCUUUCCCUCCCUUCUUGUAACCUCAGCAGAUUAACUAGAACAGGAACGAGAUGACUGAACCCAAAACAGCCUCCGACCAGGAAUCAUCGAUCGAUCGUCCCGGCCCGGUCUCAUCCUCCUCCGCCGGUCGAUUGGAAAACCUCCUCGGUUCACCAUAUUGGCCAUUAGGCUCCUCUUUCCUCAAGUUACUCAACUUCCCUCCCGCCUUUCGCACUAUCUCCUGCCUCAGCGGCAGUGCUUCCACACCCCUAGCAAUCGAAACCAACCCAAAGGAUGACUGCCCCAAAUCGCCCAAAGAAGAUCAGCCGGUCCCACAUGAGCCUGACCAGAUGGAGGUUGAUCUAGAUGGCUCUCCCAUCGAAAGUGAUGAUGGCUGCUCUCAAAGAGGGGAUGAACGUCUGGUUGCUCAUCAGGAUGAGGACGAGGAUGAUGAUCACACCUUGGAGGAGUUAUUGGUUAAGCCUACCUCGACUGAGAACAGAAGGCACCCGACAUCGGCCAGAAAACCUUCGCUAUCUGACCGGCUCACCGAACCUUCGACUUGGAAACAUGGCUCUGAUCGUCAUAGGUCGUCUCGAGAAUAUGAUUACCGACCAACUGGAAGGCUUCCUUUUGCUUCAAUCCCACGAAAUACUAAUUUCCACAUAAAAGGCUUAGCUAGUCUCAAACGAACCGGCCAACAAGUCUCUGAACCCUUCAGGACCUCGUCAAAUCUCAUCGAAUGUAACACUAAGCUUCACCCUUGGGGCAGCAAGCGUCCCAAUCCAACUUCCUCCGGCGCCCAACCCUCUUACCACUACAACAAACGUUCUCGUCUGUCGGAACCUUCACAGAAACCAAGUGAGUCCAAGAAAUGGGUCCGUGAUCGUUAUCAGGAAAGCGACGAGGAGUAUGACCAUCGUCGAGUGUCUGAAGAGAUUAAUUCACAGCGUUACCAUUGGCCCAAGUCGCACCAAAAGACUGAGUAUUACAAACACAAAAGGCUAGAUUCUCCCGUCUCUCACGCCUCCGAACCCCAAGACCGGGCUAGUAGUACGGCUGGUUGGAAGAAGUACGACGAUAAGACGGGAUUUACCAACCCGAAAAGCCAAAAUACCUCCCAAGACUUCCAUGAUGAGGUUGAGGAUCGAGAAAGGCGGUGGAUGCAAGAGUUCAAAGAAUAUGAAGUUUCUCGCACUGCUCAUACUCGUUCGGUCUCUCCAUUCCCCUCUUCUCACCGACGUUCCCCAUCGAGGCACUCCUCAGAAUCAGAUAGUGACUACUACGCGCUAACCCAAAUACCACCAGAGUUGAAGGAAGCACUCCACCGUGCAGUAUUCUCAUGGAUCAAUCGAGCCAUAGCUGAAGCACUCUGUAGAUUAGGGCUAUGGCUCGAAGAAAAGAAGAUCUGGUCGCCAACCGAAUGGGGAAGUAUUAGGGUAGAUCAACUCGAAAAAGUUGUCAACAUGACCUACGAUCGAGGGCUAUCUUACUUGAUGUGGAAGUGUAACACCGUCGAGUUCAUGGAUUUGUUACAAAAGCCCAUCCAGUCCGGGAUUUUUUUUAUCCACAAAGAUCCUCAGAACGACGCUUGGUAUAUCAGAUUCGGUAGAGAUUUCACUCCAAUUGGGCUAUUAUACCGACCCAUAGUCAAAGGCUAUCGUAAGCACCUAACCGAUUCUAAAAGUCAACUACCAAUACAGGUCGGCAAGUUUGUACGACAAUAUAUCAUGUCCUGUCCCAAUGAAGAGGACUUGCUUUACUUGUUCAAGGAUGACAAAGACCCAAUGGGAAGUCUAAGACGAGCUGAAAAAGAUGGAAUCAUUGAACUGACUGAUCAGCCACCAUCUCAUGGGUCGAUCGGUAACCGUGAUGGUUUAUACGGCAACAGGACAUGGUACAAUAAGACUGCAGUUGAGAACAAAUACAUCCAGUUGAAGCCGUAUUGGUUAUCGAACAAAGACCCCGUUGAUCAACCGCUACUAUCGUCGCCGACCACAACAGUUCAGACUUGCGACACCGCUCCCAAUGAUGAUGAUGACUUGCCAUCGAACUCGGCAAGCAAGAAUAUCAAGCAGAAGGUGUCAAAUCUGAUGGAGAACCAUCAAGGCGACAAUCAGCUCCCAGCGAUUGAUCGAAGGAACUCUGAUAACACGUCUCUGUCUGCAAAUACUACGAGUACCACCACUGACACUGGGAACGAACAGCUUGACCACGCCCCAGUCGGUCAUGAAAGAGAACGCACUCGUUCGCACAGAUCCGCGGCUGAGAUUGAAACUGUCAAGCCGAAAAGCUCUCACUCUCCUAAUGUGGACGACUUGAUCCAAUCGGUCGUUGAUCAGCUAAAUCAGCAUACUUCAAGACAGAAAAGAUACUGACCUGUAAGAAAGCAAGAAUUUAGUUACCCUGAUAAUCUGCGGAGAGUUAGUCGCAUUGCGUCUCCGUUUUGGUUUGGCUUUUCUUUUCUUCUCUCUCUCUCCUUUCUUUCGGCUCUAUUUACGUUCUGCCAUCAUCGCUUAUACAAAGCCAUAAAAAAAACCGAAUGUUUUACAAAAAAAUUAAUUGACAUCUAUUACACAAAAUAAAAUCAAAGAGAAAAAAAUUUUAACUUAUCCAUGGGCUCUCAUCAAAGUACAUUCCAAAUUUGAUCUCGUCUUCACCCACCGAGUUCUUUUUUUUUCUUUUUAUUCAAUUGACAUGGUUUUUUUUUUCUCUACAAAUUUCUAACCUCUCAAAAAAAACUUACCAACACAGUCCUGUUUCUUUUGAAAUCAACAUUUGGUUUGUGAUGUGUGUCUUGUUAUGAAGAAAUGAUUGUAUGAAAUUCAAAUUGCAUGUGUGAUCCUGUUUGCUUUUUUUUCUGGCUGUGGGUCGGUUGCAACAAAACAAAAUAUUAUCAGG
Puccinia graminis f. sp. tritici CRL 75-36-700-3 is the source of this 3049-nucleotide messenger RNA. RefSeq lists its product as uncharacterized. NCBI's taxonomy places the organism in Eukaryota, Fungi, Basidiomycota, Pucciniomycetes, Pucciniales, Pucciniaceae. Bases 220 to 2526 code for a protein of 768 amino acids. The record is from RefSeq and is a predicted model, not a curated record. The transcript is spliced from 4 exons.